AGCAAUGGCUGAAAAACGACUAACCAGUAAUCUUCCUGAAGAAAUAAUGGAAGAAAUUUUAUAUAAUCUUCCGAUAAAAUCGGUGUUGAGAUUCAAGUGCGUUUCGAAAUCAUGGCUCUCUACCAUCUCCAGCAAAACAUUCAUCAAAGAUCACCUCAAGAGAUCGAUUGCCGAAGACGAAGAAAAACCAGGUUUGAAAGUUUUAACCAAUCGUAAGAUCCUCUUCAACUACGUCAAGCCCGCCGCCCGAUUGUCAUAUAGUAUAGGAUCUUUUUCUCUUUGUAAAAACCCUAAAAUCACACCGACUCUCUACGAUAUUCCCAUUCAAAACGUGGGUUUCAUGCAUAUCAUCGGAUCUUGUAAUGGACUAAUACUCAUCAUGAUUGAAGGAAAAUUAGUUCUAUGGAAUCCCUCAACUAGAAUAUACAGAGUCAUUCCGUCCCCCUCUUUCAACGAAGCGAUUUUCCUUCACGAUGGUCCGUUUCAUGUAAGAUACGGGUUUGGGUACGACGAGUCGAACGAUGAUUACAAGGUUAUCUGCAUUAAAGACACCAAUUACUUCCCGGAACCCUACCACUACGAGACGAGGAUGUACAGUUCAAAGACAAAUUCUUGGAAGAAAUUCGACAACUGCGAAAAGCAUCUUCACGGUACGCAUGACGGUAUUUUAGUCAACGGAAGGCUUCAUUGGCUGGUUCAAUAUAAUAGGAGUACCGGUAGUCGCGAUAUUGUCUCCCUUGAUUUGGCGGAGGAGAAAUAUCAAACUUUCUCGCAUGGUGUUGAAUAUUCUUCUGGAGUGGUCUCUUUGGUCGAACUCGGAGGCUACCUUGGUUUGAUGAAUUUAAUGAGUGGUGCGGAUGUGAAUGUAUGGGUUAUGAAGGAGUAUGGUGUUACAGAAUCUUGGACUAAAGUUUGGACAUUAUCGAACUUUAUAGAUCAAUUACCUCGCAAGUGUGUCGGUGACAUUGGCAAGUUAAAACCCUUGUGUUGGAGCAAGAAUGGAGAUAUUUCAAUUGCGUUCGGACAAUAUGUAGUUGUUUGUAACGGGAAAAACGUAUUGCGCAAGUCUCGAGUUGGUAGUGUGUUUGAGCAUAGAAUUCAACCCAUUGUCUACGUUGAAAGCUUAGUUUCUGCUUAGAUCGAACAUUAAUAGAUAUUCUUUGGGUUAGUUUCACCUUAUUCUUUGAUUAGUUCUUUGGUUAGUUUCACCUUUGAUCCAUCAACAUUAAAUUAAUACAUAUUUAUGUUUCUUAUUCUUUAGUUUUGGUACUACUCGUAAUUUUAUCUUCCA
This is a messenger RNA of Erythranthe guttata (spotted monkey flower), 1291 nucleotides long. Its product is annotated as F-box/kelch-repeat protein At3g23880. Lineage: Eukaryota; Viridiplantae; Streptophyta; Magnoliopsida; Lamiales; Phrymaceae. Gene Ontology annotation, molecular function: protein binding. The record is from RefSeq and is a predicted model, not a curated record.